AUGAAUUUUUCAGUAACAUCUAGAGAUGACAUAAUAGAUGAGGAGGACCCACCGGAAAAUUCACCGGUGGAACAAGUGGCUCUAACCGUUCCGACCGGAGACGACCCAUCUCUUCCCGUCGUGACUUUCAGAAUGUGGGUUCUGGGUAUUAUAUCGUGCGUUGUUCUUUCUUGUGUCAACCAAUUUUUCUGGUACAGAUCCGAACCUUUGAUUAUAAGCUCCAUUUCCGCCCAGAUCGCCGUCGUGCCUUUAGGGAGGCUUAUGGCGGCGAAAAUAACGAGGCGUGUCUUCUUAAAGGGAAGUCGAUUCGAGUUUACUUUGAAUCCUGGUCCAUUUAAUGUGAAGGAGCAUGUGCUGAUUACUAUCUUUGCAAACUCUGGCUCCGGCAUAGUUAACGCCAUUCAUAUUGUAACGGUGGUCAAGGUUUUUUACCGGCGUAAUAUCUCAUUCUUCGUUUCUUUGAUCGUUGUUAUUACUACUCAGGUGCUAGGCUUAGGAUGGGCAGGUAUAUUCAGAAGGUACUUGGUGGAGCCAGCCGCUAUGUGGUGGCCAUCGAACCUCGUUCAAGUGUCUAUAUUUCGGGCUUUGCACGAGAAAGAAGAAAGGUCGAGAAGAAGGUUGACGCGUAUUCAGUUCUUCAUAAUUGUCUUCACUUGUAGCUUUGCUUACUACGUUUUUCCAGGAUACAUAUUUAAAAUGUUGACAUCACUCUCUUGGGUAUGUUGGAUAUUCCCUAAAUCAGUAUUAGCCCAACAACUUGGCUCGGGCCUAUAUGGUCUUAGCCUUGGAGCUUUGGGAAUUGAUUGGUCAACAAUAUCAUCCUACCUCGGAAGCCCAUUAGCAAGUCCAUGGUUUGCCACAGCGAAUAUUGCGGUUGGAUUCUUCUUGGUGAUGUACGUGCUAACUCCCAUAAACUAUUGGUUGAAUGUCUAUAAUGCCAAAACAUUUCCAUUGUUCUCCGAUGAACUCUUCAAGAAAAAUGGAUCGGAGUACAACAUUUCAAGCAUUGUCAAUUCUGACUUUAAGCUUGAUCUCAAAACAUACAAUCAAGAAGGUCCUCUUUAUCUUAGCACUUUCUUCGCCAUGUCUUAUGGAGUAGGAUUUGCUACCAUUGCCGCAAUUGUUGUGCAUGUGUUGUUGUUUCAUGGCCGGGAAAUAUGGGAGCAAUCAAGGUAUAGUUAUAAAGAAAAAAAAUUGGACAUACAUACAAAGUUGAUGAAUGGUUACAAACAAGUUCCCCAAUGGUGGUUUUUGGUGAUACUUGUGGUCAAUAUGGGAGCUGCAAUCUUUGUGUGUGAAUACUACAAUGAACAGCUCCAAUUGCCAUGGUGGGGAGUUCUUCUUGCUUGCACCAUUGCAUUUGUUUUCAUUCUUCCUAUAGGUGUCAUUACUGCCAUAUCAAAUCAGUUAAUUUUGUUGAACAUCCUGUCGGAGUACAUAAUUGGGUAUUUGUACCCUGGAUAUCCAGUGGCAAAUAUAUGUUUUGAGGUUUAUUGUGGAGUGAGCAUGGCUCAAGCCAUCAUAUUCCUUCAAGACUUAAAACUCGGUCACUACAUGAAAAUCCCUCCGAGAAAUAUGUUUGUGGCACAGAUUCUAGGAGUAUUGAUAUCUGUGAUAGUGCACUUGAGCACAGCUUGGUGGUUGAUUGAAACUAUUCCCGAUAUAUGUCAAUCCUCCUCCUCUAUUUGGACAUGUCCAACCGACACUGUCUACUACGAUUCCACUGUCAUUUGGGGCUUGAUCGGUCCCCGACGCAUAUUCGGAAGUCAAGGCACUUAUAGGGCCAUCAACUGGUUCUUUCUAGGUGGAGCCGUUGCUCCUAUGAUUGUAUGGUUAGCACACAAGAGAUUUCCGGAGAAGAAGUGGAUUAGACUAAUCAACAUGCCGAUAUUGAUCGGUGCGACAGUAAAGAUGCCACCAGCAUCGGCUGUUAAUUACACAUCAUGGAUCCUUGUAGGGUUCUUGUCGGGGUUCGUGGUCUAUCGAACCCGACCAGAGCUAUGGAAGAGGUAUAAUUAUGUGUUAUCUGGUGCGUUGGAUGCUGGGUUGGCAUUUAUGGCUGUGUUGUUGUACUUGUGCCUUGGAAUGGAAGGGAUAAGUCUUGAUUGGCCGGGGAAUGAUCUCGAUGGUUGUCCUUAUGCUAAAUGUCCUACAGCCAAAGGUAUCAAGGUAGAUGGUUGCCCGGUUGUCUAUUAGCUAGGUUCUGGCGAUUUACAAUUUGAAUAUGCACGGUGAACCUAAUCCAAAAUUGGAUUCCUGAUCGAAUCAAACCUCUUUUUUUGUUUCUCAUCAUGUUCUAAUUGUUGUUUUUUAGAACGUGGGAUUUACUUUCUUAAAGAUUAUAAGUUUCUAGAUUAUUAGAGUACUCAAUCUUUU
Molecule: messenger RNA, 2376 nt
Organism: Impatiens glandulifera
Lineage: Eukaryota; Viridiplantae; Streptophyta; Magnoliopsida; Ericales; Balsaminaceae
Product: oligopeptide transporter 7-like
Exons: 7
Coding region: 1-2196 (731 amino acids)
Biological process (GO): transmembrane transport
Molecular function (GO): oligopeptide transmembrane transporter activity
Source: RefSeq, a predicted model, not a curated record